This is a messenger RNA of Carcharodon carcharias (great white shark), 4787 nucleotides long. RefSeq names its product SURP and G-patch domain-containing protein 2-like. Bases 36 to 3119 code for a protein of 1027 amino acids. NCBI's taxonomy places the organism in Eukaryota, Metazoa, Chordata, Chondrichthyes, Lamniformes, Lamnidae. The transcript is spliced from 10 exons. Gene Ontology annotation, molecular function: RNA binding. Gene Ontology annotation, biological process: RNA processing. The record is from RefSeq and is a predicted model, not a curated record. Gene Ontology annotation, cellular component: nucleoplasm.
UUCCGGUGGGGAAGGGAAGUGACGCGACGGCAGCAAUGGAGGAGAGGUUUUGUCCAGAAAUGCUCAACUAUGCACCCAGGCGAUAUCCCAGGGAAUCUUAUGAAGAAAAUACACAAUACGAUGGCCUUCCCUAUGGUGACUAUGAAUCUCCAUCUCACAGAUCGGAGAGAUGGAGGAAUAUAUCCAGUCAGGCAGAAAUGCCUUCCGAAGAUAAUAGAAGAUAUUAUGAUGAUGCUUCCUAUUCUGCUUCAGGAAGAGAGAAUUACUUGGAGCACCAUGAGAGAGAUGAUCACCAUUCACAGUAUAACGAAUUAAGGAGCCCCAUUGAACCCGGUGGGAAUCCAGGGUUAUUUGGAAGACAAGCAAAUUCCAAUGACAGUCCUACCAGGAGAGGAUCCAGCAUCUACAGAAGAUCAGUGAGCCCUAUUGAGUCUAGAGAUCGGUCAGGAUCAUACAGAAGGCAAACAAGCCCAAAUAAUUGGCAGUCUCGGAGUCCAAUGCAUGACUCAAGAGAUUAUCAAUUCUAUAGGAGAUCCCAAAGUCCUAAUGGCAGAGAUGGUCAAAGUUUAUACAAUAGGUCCCAAAACCCUGUUGAUAAAACAGGACACUCAGAAUCUCACAGGAGAUCCUGGAGCCCUGGUCAUGAGUCCAGGGAUCAAGGAUCUAACCCUAGAUCUAGGAGUCCUGUUAAGGCACCUGAUGCAGAGUUAUACAAGUUAUUAAGUAAUGUUAUUGAUAAUGCUCGGCGUAUGGCGGCUAGUAAGAAUGAUCCCUCUCACACAUCCUGGAGAGACCCAUCCAGGGACUGCUCUCAAAUGGAUUCUUCCAUUUACCAGACCACUACACCUACAGAUGGGUUCCAUGUAGCAGAGGAUUAUAACCCUCGCUUGAACCAGCACAGUUCUAUUCAUAAAAACACAGAAGUUUCCAGAAGGGGUCAUUCUUUUUCUAAAGUGCCUCCUAAAAAUACAAGAGGGCCUUUGCUUAAGCGUCCAAAGGUUCAAGGGCGACAAGGCCUUCUAGGCAGAGCCCCUGGCCUUCUGGGGACAGCCCCUGGCCUUCUCGGGGUAGCCCCUGGCCUUCUAGGGACUGCCCCUGGCCUUCUAGGGACCGCCCCUGGUCUUCUAGGAACCGCCCCUGGUCUCCUAGGGACAGCCCCUGCUGGUUUAGUGGGGCCUUCUGUGUCCAGCAUGCCAGUGACCACCUACAAAAAUGUUUCCACAGACUCUUCUGCUCAUUUGCAUCCAUUGGGGAAUAUAUCUGCUCUAGGUAGUCAAAUGGAACUGGGACAGCAAAUAAUAAAAUGGGCUGGUUUUCAUAGUGUUGCUGUUGACCGUUCCAUAAAUAAAUUUGACCCCAACACAGAUACCUAUUCUAAGGUAGCAACGGCCUUCCAGUGCUUGAUGGCAAAGCAACAUCAGGAUAUCUGUGAUUCGACAUUAGUGGCACAUUUAGGCCUCACAUACCCUGUGAUAGAUAACUCUUUUGUGUCUCUAUUGAUAAGGAAGAAAGUCAUUGCAAGUAGGUUAGAGUUGGAUGAUAUUAUGCAGAAAGAAGAAUCUCUUUUACAAGAGAUACAGAGCAAGCUGCUGGAAUGCAUAGGUCCACUUCUUGUAGCAAGCAGUAACCAUGAGCUAAGCUCUAAGUCGCAAAGCUCACAGACCCCUGACAACGUUGCCAGUGAGCUAGAGCAGGCGAUCAUUGCUUGCCGCCAAUCAAUGGUGUUCAUUGGGCAAAUCUUUGCUUUUGUCAGCGAAGAAAGAAGGAGAAAUCUGUUGGAGAAGACCGGGCUGAUCUCAGUGGCUCCUAAGUACGAUUAUUUUAUGAAUCUGGAAAGCAAUCAGCUGUUUGGGAACAAAUACACAAAUGAGCUGAAGAACCGAGUGGAGCAAAUCUACCUCCCCCCAUUAUAUAGCCAGGUUUCUUGUUCCAGUAAGUUCAUGACAAAAGCGGAGGAACAAUCAAAGAAUGAUGCAGCAAUCAAGCCCUCAAAAAUUUCCUCUUUGGCAGAUGCCAAAGCAAGCAUGCAGACUGAGAAAGGUUCUUUAGCACUCACUGAUGACAGUGGCAUGUGCAUGGCAGAGAAAGAUACACCAUCAGCAGCUGGUGAGAGCAUCCACCCCCCAGAAGACACACAGGUCAAGACCAUUAUUGAUAAACUGGCUAUGUUUGUAGCAGAGAAGGGCGAAGCAGCAGAGAAAGUAGUCAUCCAGUACAAGAAAGAGGACUCCAAAUAUCGGUUUUUGCUUGACACAAAAAGCAAUGAAUACAGGUAUUACAAGCAUAAAGUGGCACAGUUCUCUAGAGAAAACACCUGCCAGUCAAGCAAACCUGCUGAGAACAAAGGAUCAGGGUACAAAGCAUCCACAGACAACACAAGUGCACUCCAAAAAGAGUUCCUGAUGAAAGUUGAGAAUUCAAAAACAUGUCCAACUACAGAAAAAGAUGAUCCUCUCGGUGACACGAAGACGAGAACCACUGCGGAGAAGCUGGCCAAGUUUGUGGCUGAAUGUGGCCCAGAGCUGGAAGAGAUUGCCUUUGAAAACAAUCGGGAUAAUCCAACCUUCUGGUUUCUCUACGAUGAGAACAGUUCGUACUUCAAAUACUACAAGGAGAAGGUGAAGGAAUACAGCAGGAUGGUCGAGAAAUCCAAUACUUCCAUAGAUCCUGUACCAGAGCCGGCAUCCUCGGGGCGUUCCGUUCUUCCCAGAAAACGGAAGGGACUGACAUUGAAAGUUGGCAUGCUGCCACCCAAAAAACUCCGCCCAAAGGCAACCUCAUCACCGGUCCGAGAGCUGAAGAGAAUUGGCUAUGACAGGCCAACAUACAAACCGAAGAAAAAAACGAAAAAUGAGGAUAUAAAUUACACUAAAAACAAGCUGGCGGUGGACAAUGUUGGGUACAAGAUGCUGCAGAGGAUGGGCUGGAAGGAUGGAGAGGGUCUGGGCUUAGAAAAACAGGGCAUCAGAGACCCUGUUAACAGGGGUGUGACAUCUACAGACAGGUCUGGGUUAGGAGUUGGCGUUACUGCAGAAAUGGAUGAGGCGGAUAAUGAGUUCGCAACUUUCCGUAAACGGAUGAUGGUAGCGUUCAGAACCAAGCUGCUGUCUAAAUCCUAGGUUAAUUUUGGGCUAGUGAUGCUGUGAGUUGCUGGAAAGUGGAGGAUGGUCUUCAUUGCACAAGCUGAGAGGAUUUGAAGCCACAGGAAGUGAAAUGACCUGAAAAUUCAGAAUGCUUAAAAUGGAAUCUAUCCAGAGGAUAAAUGUAUGAUGGAGCCCAUUAUACCUGGUGACUUGUUAUACCUAGUAACCUAGUAAUUCACGAUACUUGGUAACUCACUGACCACAAAACAACAAAAUCCAGUGCUCCAUUUGGAUAUUCCAAAUUAUCCAAUCAUUCAACUGGAAGCAAAUGUUGGUGUAUCUCAUUGGUCAACCCAGAUGUUUACACUUGGUUCUUUUGAUGUCAGAAGAUGAACUGUUAUAGGAAAUCUAAAAUACACUUGUUUCAUUUUCUUUUUUACAAUGUGUCUUAACAUACUCUCCAUUUUAGAUGUUUUUCAUAGCAGACUAACUAGGCUGCCUGUGUCCUCUCUCUCUUUCUAUAUAUACAUAUGCACACACACACACGUGUGUGUAUAUUUAUAUAUACACAACCCAAUUUCAGGUAAUAUUUUGGAUUUUGCUGUUGCACACCCUGGUCUUAGGUAAGUAUCUGUUUCGACCGCACGGCAGUUCACAGUUGCAUCUUCAACAAGUUGCAGGUGGGAGACUGGGUGUCUACCCAAACAUACGGUUGGUAGCACAGCAUGCUUUCGGACUGCAGAUGGAGACUCUCCUUGCACCUUGACCUUUGGGAUAAUGCAGCCAGCCAUAGCCAAACCAAGUAUUAAUCUAGGGACAGUCUACAUCACUUAUUUUUGCUUGUGGGCAGAGUAUCUCACCAUCACAGGCAAAAACAAAUACAAAAUGGAGCACGUGGAGAGACAGUUAUUCAGUUCUUCCAACAGCCAGAAGAAGAUGUGUCAAGUGGAGGAUCCAAUAAGAGGUUAACUGAGUGUUGAUAUUGACGCUGCAGGGGCAGAUUUGUAGUGAAACCGUAAACACAUAUAUAGAACACACGUUUUAGAGCCUCACCACAGAUUAUGUCUUGCCCUUCACAAUGCCAACAAUUCCUGCACUGACCCCAUUGUCAUAAGGUGUGCCCAAAGCCCACUGGGCAAUGGCACAGACGUGCAAGGACAAUCCUACCAAGGGUGCAUUCAAGCACAGAGGGUGCACCGUGGGGAUUAGGAGGUGUUCUCAUUUAACCACAAGCGUAGCUGUAUGGUCUUGGUCAGAUGUAAGCAGACAAGAGAUGACAGCACGAGACUGAAUAUGCAUCAAGAGCCUAGUAGGGUGACAUGCCCUAAUGAAAAAUUCUUAUAGCGCUAUGAGUUGUAAAGAGUAUUGUAGCGAACGUGCUUGUUCAGAUUCCUGUGUUCUGUGCCGUUCUCUUUACUUAGCUAUCGUGUUUGUCAUGUUAUUUAUAUCAGUAGUCAAACAUUGUGAGAUUUUGCUGAAUUAUUUAGUGUUGCUUUACUUAACUUGGUCACCGUGCAUGCAGCACGUGGUGUGGUAGAAUCAUUCACCACUGGCCUCACCUACCCCGCACAGCUGAACUAAAGGUGCCACCUGAAUAUUAUCACCUUUGGUAGUCAAUGAGUUAAAGAGAGUGAUGGUUUCUUACAGGUGAAAAUUUAUAAUCUGGAUAUACUGAAAAAAAAAAUAAAGCGUGUGUGCUUAAAA